Molecule: messenger RNA, 246 nt
Organism: Trametes versicolor FP-101664 SS1
Lineage: Eukaryota; Fungi; Basidiomycota; Agaricomycetes; Polyporales; Polyporaceae
Exons: 3
Coding region: 1-246 (81 amino acids)
Cellular component (GO): mitochondrion
Source: RefSeq, a predicted model, not a curated record
AUGUCUGGACUCACCUUGAAGCACUUCAUACUCAAACAACAGGCUCUCAACCUGUACCGCUCAGCCAUACGGGCCACAAGAUCCAUUCCUGACAGGAAUGCGAGGGCAGAAACUAUUUCCUGGAUCCGCAGUGAGUUUGUGCGAAACCGCUACAUGAACGAUGUGAAACUCAUCGAGGACAGGAUAUCCUCCGGUCGUAGAGAACUCAGGCAAAUACUUCCAACGGCAUAUGUACCACCGUCUUGA